Molecule: messenger RNA, 4284 nt
Organism: Plasmodium gaboni
Lineage: Eukaryota; Apicomplexa; Aconoidasida; Haemosporida; Plasmodiidae
Product: potassium channel
Exons: 1
Coding region: 1-4284 (1427 amino acids)
Biological process (GO): potassium ion transport
Cellular component (GO): membrane
Source: RefSeq, a predicted model, not a curated record
AUGAAAAGCGGAUUAUUUUCUUUGAAUGAUAUAUUUUUUUUAGUGAAUAGUAUAUUCAAAUAUUUUCUUAUCUUAUUGAACGGAUCUCAUUUACUAAAAUUGUUAUAUUCCUCAAAGGAAAACAUUCACAUUAUCGAAGGAUUAUUAUGCAUAAUAACAGGUGUUACAUUAAAGCUUUCACUUAUAUAUAUAUACUGUACCUAUUUUAUGAAUAUAUAUAUAAUAAAAGAUUAUAGAAGAAAGAAUGUAUUAAAUAUAUUUAAUGUUAAUGAUAAUUAUAAGAGAAAUGGGAAUGUGGUUGAAUCAGAUGAUUUUGAGUAUAGAAAAUUAAUAAAGAAGUUUUUUUUUAAGAAAGUAUAUUAUUCAAUUAAGAAGAAACAUAAAAGAAUAGAAUUAUAUAUGUUGAAGAUAUAUAAUAGUAAUUUUAAUUAUUAUUUUUGUAAUAUACGAGAUAUGUGUUAUACAAUAAUAUGGUAUAUAAGUUUAUAUUAUUGGAGAAGAGAUACAUAUAAUAUGAUAUGGGGAUUUAAUAAAAUACCUACUUAUAUAUAUAAUAUGUUAUUAAUACUUUUAUCUACAUCUUAUAUAGAUUUAGUAAUGGUUAUAAUUAGUUAUAAUAAAUCGAAAUAUUAUUUAAUGAAAUCAAAGUUAUUAAUAGAUAUCUUUUUUAGUGCACCAUGUACUUAUUUAUUUUCAAAAUUUAUUUUUGUUUUUGAACAUCAAAUUGAUAUAUAUUUUAUGAUGGGCUUUUUAAGGAAUAUAAAAAUUUUUUUGAAUGUGUCUUAUGUUAGAAUAGAACAUAAUUCCAUUCUAACAAAUACUGAAAUAAAAAUUAUCAGAAUUGUUUUAGGUGUUUUAUUAUUAUGUAAUGCUUUUGCAUCUACUAUAUAUACCAUACAAGCAAUUCAUCCAUAUAAUUUAGAUAAUGGAAAUUUUAAUUAUUUCCUGAAUAGUUAUUUAGAUUAUUUUUAUUUUUCAAUUAUAUCCAUAUCAACAGUUGGUUAUGGUGAUAUUUUUCCAAUUAAUAAAUUAAGUAAAGUUGUAUGUAUAGUUUUUAUAUUUUGGACAUUUAUUUGGGUACCUAUACAAUUCAAUGAUUUGAUAAUUUCAAUAUUUUCUAAGAAAAAAACAUAUGGAAAAAUAAGUAUGAAUAAUCAAAAAUUUGUUCUUCUCAUAGGAGAUGUAGAACCACAACAAUUAAAUGUUUUCUUAUUCGAAUCAGUAGCACAAGGAAAUAAAUUAAAAUUUCAUUUGUUAACUACAUAUCCAAUUAAUAUAUAUGAUGAACAAAUAAAAAUUGCAGAUCAUUUUUGUAUUUCGUUAUAUAUAAAAAAUUUUGAUUUAAAUGAAAAGGAAAAUAUUAAUUUAUUAUAUAGUAUUAAUGCACAAAAUGCAUAUUAUUUAUUUCUCUUUUCUAAUAAGUUCCAUAACGGACAUUAUAAUAUAGAUACUAAAUCAUUUACCAGAUUAUUAAUAUUGAAAAAAUUUUUACAUGGAAAAAAAAAUGCUGUUAUAGAAUUAAGAAGUAAUUGUGUAUCAAAUAUUGUAAGAUCUAUUGGAUGUGAAAAUUUUAUUAUAGUCAAUUUGAAACAUUCUUUAAUUGUUAAAAAUAUAAAAUAUCCAGGCUUUAUUACACUUAUUUUAAAUUUAUUUACAGCAUAUAAUUAUGAUAUAUCUUCAUAUAAUUUUAAUGAUAUUGCUUCAUAUCCAUCACUCAAAUAUAUUGGUGAAUUUAAUAGAGGUUCAAGGACCAAAAUAUUUUCAUUUAUUGUGCAUAAAAAUAUGGUUGGAUUAAUAUUUGAUAAAUUAUUUUAUAAGUUAUAUGAAUCUCUUGGUAUUAUACUUGUAGGUAUAGAAACCAAUACUACAAAUUAUGACAUAAAUAAUAAGAAGCGAAAAAAUAAAAAUAGUUAUGAGGAUGAUAACUUCACUAGAAUGAGAAAAAACAAAAUGAAAGACAACAAAAAGAAAAGUUUUAAAUUUAUUUAUUUACAUUUGUUAAAAAAAUAUGGACAUACAAAUCAUUAUACACAAAAGAAAAAGAAAUAUGAGAAUAAUAUAAAUCAGCAUGGAAAAAAAUCAAAAGUGGAAUACCCUACACAAUUGAAGGAUAAUAAUACGACGAUAAAAAUAUAUGAUGAAAAUAAUACUAUAGAAACAUAUGAAAAUUAUCUGAAUUAUGAAAGUGCUGAUAAUAGGUUGAUUAAUAUAUACAAUAGAGAUGAGAAAAAAGAAAAAUAUAAUGAUGCUUCUUGUAGUAAUAAUAUCUUAAGAAAUGAUGAUAAGGCAAAGUUACAUAUUGAAAACAGGGAUAAUUUUUAUAAUAAUAAUAAUAAUAUAGUUAAGGGUAAGAAAAAAGUGGUUGAAAAUAAAAAGGAUGAAAUGAUAAAUGUAUGUAUAAAUAUAAAUAGUGAUAUAAAAAAAAAAUAUAAUAAUAAUAAUAAUAUAAAUGGUUUUUAUAAUUAUAAUAUAUAUAACAAUUCAAAUAGUAAUCUUAAAUGUCGAUGUAUACCUACCCGAAAAAAAAAUAAAACACAAAAUGUUAAUAAUAUAACAAAUGAUAAAGACAAUAAAGUUUCCAUGAAAAGAAUUAAAACACAUUUUCAAGAUGAUAAUACAAUUGAUGAAAAAAAAGAAUUAAAAUGCUACUUAAAUUUAUUGGGUAAGAAUUAUGCCAUUAGAGAUAGUGACAAAUGUGUAGUAAUUGCAAAUUCUAGGAAGGUUAUAAAAUAUUUAUCUAAAGCUAAAAGUCUCUUUUGGAUAUUUGAAAUAAAAAGUAAGAAAAAAGAUAACAUUUCCUAUGAUUUAAAAUCUGUUAUCAAAACAAAGCAAACAUUUAAUAAAUAUUUUACUACAAAUAUUAAAAAGAAAUUACCAACAACAUCUAUUCAAAAUAAUGUUUAUGUAAAUAAAAAUGCACACAUUAUAGCAAUGAAUUAUCAGGAUUUAUUUAACACUUAUAGAAUAUCAAGAAUAUUUACCAAAAAUAAUUAUAAUUAUAAAAGAAAAAAUUCGAGAAAAAAACAUUUAUUUGGAAAUCUCAAUAGUGAAUAUAAUGAAACAAAAUUGUAUCACCAUUGUAAUAAUAUAUAUAAUAUAAAAACUACAGAUAAUAAAAAGAUAGAAGAUUUGGAUAAACUUUAUUUUUCAACAAGGUUGAACAACAAAUCUAAUAAAAAUAUUCUCAAUGAUAACAAAUAUUAUGAUGAUGAGAUUAAAACCUACUACUUCAAUUUAACAGAAAAAAAUAGCAAUUUAUUUUUGAAUUAUAAAAAGCAAUUAAAAAAGAAAAAUUACAUAAACACAUGCUAUAGUGUAAAUAAAUCUGAUGAAAGUAUAAGUAGAAUUAAAAAUAUCAACAGCGACAAUAACAAUAUUAAUAGCAAUAAUAUUAAUAAUAAUAAUACGAAAUUAAAUCAUACACUAAAAAAUAGAAUUACAUUUUCUUAUAUGGAAGCAUGUGAAAAGUAUUUUCCUACGGAAAAUCGGAAUAAUAAAUUAGUAUUAAUUAUUAAUUGUACUUGUAAUAUAAUACAACUAAUAAAAAUGUUUAAUAACAAAUAUAAAUAUAAUGUCAUUAUAUUAACAGAUGAAAUUCCAACUAUUAAUAUAAUGGAUUUAUUUAAAUAUAAUGUUGUAUUUAUAAAAUGUAAAAUUUUAGAUGAUUAUAAUUUAAUAAAUUCUGGUUUAAUGAAAGCAGAAUAUAUAUUAAUACUUCCUACAGAAGCAAAAAAUAUAAAUGAAAUAAAUGAAAUAGAUAUGAAUACUAUUAUUGUAACUAGAAAAAUUACUCAUUUAUUAAAAAAGAAGAAAAGAACAUAUUAUAUAAAUAAUAUCAUUACUGAAUUAAUAAAUCCUUCUAAUGUUAUUUUUCUUGAGGAAAAUAAAAUGAUCAAAUUAAAAGAUAAAAAAUCAUCUUAUGAUGAUUUUUUCCCUUAUGUAAAUUCUUCUCAAUUUUAUUCAAGUAAUAUUAUUUGUGAAACUAUGUUAUAUAAUUUUAUGACGCACCAUAAAAGUUUCACAGAUUUUUCAGUGUGUACUAAUACUUUGGAAUGCCUAAUUAAAUUUUUAAGAAUAAUCUAUAUUUGCGAUUUGAGUAAAUAUUAUGAUUUUUCUUUUAAAAAAAUUAAAACCUUUCGUGACCUUUUUUAUUUCCUAUCCAAAAAAAAUAUAAUCACUAUUGGUUUAUAUAGAAAGGGGGAUAAGAAAAUUCCUUUCUAUAUUUAUACUAAACCUAAUGAAAACUGUUUAUUACGAUUCGAUGAUAUAGUUUAUAUUUUGUGA